Trichoplusia ni (cabbage looper) is the source of this 1077-nucleotide messenger RNA. Its product is annotated as adenylosuccinate synthetase-like. Gene Ontology annotation, biological process: 'de novo' AMP biosynthetic process; IMP metabolic process. NCBI's taxonomy places the organism in Eukaryota, Metazoa, Arthropoda, Insecta, Lepidoptera, Noctuidae. Gene Ontology annotation, cellular component: cytoplasm. Gene Ontology annotation, molecular function: adenylosuccinate synthase activity; nucleotide binding. The record is from RefSeq and is a predicted model, not a curated record.
AAUCCUACCAUUAUUUCAGGAAACGGUGUGGUCAUCCACCUGCCAGGUCUCUUCGAGGAGCUGAAGAAGAACGAGCUGAAAGGCAUGGAAGGCUGGCAGGACCGCCUCAUCAUCUCCGACAGAGCACACCUCGUCUUCGACAUGCAUCAACAGGUUGACGGUCUUCAAGAAGCAGAGAAGGGCAAGAACUCGUUAGGCACCACAAAGAAGGGUAUCGGCCCGACUUACUUCAAGGCGACCCGCAACGGACUGCGGAUAGGAGACCUGCUCGGCGACUUUGAAGUUUUUGAGGAGAAGUUCCGCACCCUCGCCAGCAACUACAAGAGAAUGUUCCCAUCAUUAGAGGUUGACAUCGACGCGGAACUCGCCCGCUACCAGGUCUUCGCGACCAAGAUCAAGCCGAUGGUACGCGACACGGUCUCGUACCUGCAUAAAGCUAUCGGCGAGGGCAAGAAGGUUUUAGUCGAAGGUGCUAACGCCGCCAUGUUGGAUAUUGACUUUGGCACGUACCCAUACGUGACGUCGUCCAACUGCAGCAUCGGCGGCGUGUGCACGGGGCUGGGGCUGCCGCCGCUCGUCAUCGGCGACGUGCUCGGCGUCGUCAAGGCCUACACCACGCGCGUCGGCGACGGACCCUUCCCCACUGAGCUGCAUGAUGAGACAGGCAGCCUGCUGCAGGAGCGCGGCCACGAGGUGGGAGUGACCACGAAGCGGGUGCGACGCUGCGGCUGGCUCGACCUGGUCGUCGUGCGGUACACCGCCAUGGUCAACGGGUACACCGCGAUAUGCCUUACAAAGAUGGACAUCCUUGACACGUUAAAAGAGAUCAAGAUCGGUGUCGCCUACAAGCUGAACGGCAAGAAGAUCGAAUACUUCCCAUCAUCGAUGACAGAGCUUAGCAAUGUUGAGGUGGAGUACAUCACAGUCCCGGGCUGGGCGUGCAGUAUAGAGGACGUGCGGCAGCUGGACAAGCUCCCGCAGCAGGCGCGGAACUACGUCAAGGUCAUCGAGGACUUCCUGCAAGUACCUGGUGAGUCCCACUACCCUCAUUUUACUCAGUAAGAACACAAGAGACAC